GGCCUACCCCGCCAACGUGCGCCUGCACUACGGACACCCGGACGCCUUCAACAAGCUCUUCGUCAUGACCAGGGGCGGUGUGGCCAAGGCCACUCGGCAGCUGCACGUGUCCGAGGACAUCUUCGGCGGCAUGAACCACAGUCUGCGCGGCGGCCGCAUUAAGUUCCGAGAGUACAUCAGCUGCGGCAAGGGCCGCGACAUGGGCUUCGACUCCAUCAAUGCCUUCGAGUCCAAGAUCAGCGCGGGCUUUGGCGAGGUGGCACUCAGCCGCGACCUGCUGCGCAUGGCCGUGCGAGUGGACCUCUGGCGCUGCCUGCACCUCUACCACUCUCUAGCCGGCAACUACUUCAAUACCUGGCUCGUCAUGGGCUCAGUGUACGCGCACGUGUUUGCGCUGCUCUUCUUCGCACUCGCACGCGCCGCUGUGUACCACACCGUCGUCUACUGGCCCUCGCCGCCGCCGUCACCUGCCGGCACGCCCGUGGUGGCCAGCGC
This is a messenger RNA of Astrephomene gubernaculifera, 495 nucleotides long. The record is from the annotation of a GenBank genome assembly. Lineage: Eukaryota; Viridiplantae; Chlorophyta; Chlorophyceae; Chlamydomonadales; Astrephomenaceae.